AUGCCAGAAAAUAUAGCAUUGAAGAAACAUAUCACCCUCUUUCAGGGGGUGGCCAUCAUUGUUGGAAUCAUUAUUGGCUCCGGAAUCUUUGUGUCGCCCGUGGGAAUACUCCGGCACACCCGAUCUGUGGGCUUUGCCAUGAUAAUGUGGACAGUCUGUGGUGUGUUCAACAUGUUGUGUGCCCUUUGUUAUGCUGAACUUGGGGCGUCGAUGCCCCAGUCUGGCGGAGAGUAUGUGUAUAUCCGGCGUGCCUUCGGGGAUUUUCCAGCUUUCAUUUGCCUGUGGAUAAAUUUUGUGUUGAUCUGUCCAGUUGCUAUUGCUGCUCUUAGCUUGAUAGCAUCUUUAUACAUUCUGCAGCCAAUUUUCCCGGACUGUGCUGUACCAGCUCUUGCAGAAAGGUUUAUUGCCAUAUGCCUUGUCUGGCUUCUCAUUGCUGUAAACUCACGCAAUGUGAAAUGGGCAACUCGUGUUCAGGUAGUGAUUACAGCAUCCAAGCUAAUUGCACUUAUUCUCAUUAUUGGCCUUGGAAUGUGGUAUUUCGCCAAAGGAGAGACUGAAGCAUUUGAAGAUAGCUUUGCUGAUAGUGAAUACGGUGCUGGUGCCAUUGCUUUGUCCUUUUAUUCUGGCUUCUGGGCCUACAGUGGUUGGAGUUACUUGAACUUUCUAACAGAAGAGCUUGUGAAUCCUAACAG
Messenger RNA from Candidula unifasciata, 692 nucleotides. The record is from the annotation of a GenBank genome assembly. Lineage: Eukaryota; Metazoa; Mollusca; Gastropoda; Stylommatophora; Geomitridae.